Messenger RNA from Malaclemys terrapin pileata, 3256 nucleotides. It is a transcript of the gene ITFG1, whose product is annotated as integrin alpha FG-GAP repeat containing 1. The record is from RefSeq and is a predicted model, not a curated record. Gene Ontology annotation, cellular component: plasma membrane. Lineage: Eukaryota; Metazoa; Chordata; Testudines; Emydidae. The transcript has 20 exons. The coding region runs from base 62 to 1966 and encodes 634 amino acids.
UGCCGUAAGUGAUGCUGGCGGCGGUCGCGGCAGGCUGUGAGGGGGUUGGAGGUGCUGGAGGAUGGGGCGCUGCUACCUGUUUGGUCUGAGCUUGCUCCUCGGGCUGCUGAGGGCUGGCCGGGGGCUGCAGAACGUCACCGCCCAGCUCUUCGGGGCCGAGGCCUUCGGGACCCUGGCGGCCUUCGGGGACUUUAACUCGGAUAAGCAGACGGACCUGUUCGUGCUGAGGGGCGGCAAUGAAUUACUUAUCUUUCUGGCAGACCAAAAGGAGCCGUAUUUUAAACCCAAAGUCAAGUUGUCAAUAAAUCAGGGUGUCAUAACCAGUGUGGUUCCUGGAGAUUAUGAUGGUGAUUCACAAAUGGACGUCCUUCUGACAACAAAACCACAAAAUCACAUCACUAAUGAAUUAUCGGUUAUUAUUUUCUGGGGACGCAAUCAAACAUUAGAUUCUAAUCGUAAGACUGUGUUAAAUAAAACUUUUCAUGAUGAGCCUCUAAUUAUGGACUUCAAUGGUGAUUUAAUUCCUGAUGUCUUUGGUGUCACAAAUGAAUCAGAUAGACCUCAGAUACUGCUAGGCAGGAAUUUAUCAUGGCAUCCUGCAUUGGACACUAAGAGUAAAAUGUACAUACCGCACUCUCAUGCAUUUAUAGAUUUGAAUAGAGACUUCACUGCAGGUAAUGACUGGGAUUCCAGUGCACAGAUACUAGUUGGAAGGUAUAGCAGCAAAAGCUAUCCGUAUAAGAUGAGAGUAAAAUGCCUGUAUGAAGAAAUCCUAUUCAGCAGCAGCUGCAUAGAUCUGUUUCUUACUACAUUAGCAAGUUCCCAAAAAAUUCAGUUUGAAACAUGGGUAAAUAAGGAUGGGAAUUUCUCCAAAGCCACAGACAUAAAGCAAAAACCUGAAGACACGAUGGUUGUUGGACAAUCAGUGUUUGCCGAUUUUGAUGGGGAUGGGCAAACUGAGCAUUUACUGCCAGCCUGUGCUGAUGUAACUUGUCAAAAAAGUGCCAUCUACUUAUCUAAACCAGGACUGAAUCAGUGGAUACCAGUUUUACAGGACUUCAGAAAUAAGGACACACUCUGGGGUUUUGUGCCGUAUAAAAACAAUCAAUCCUCCGUUCCAAUUACUCUUCACAUUGGAGAUUACAAUAUGGAUGGCUACCCAGACGCUCUUGCCAUACUAAGGAAUACUUCUGGAAGCAAUCAGCAGGCAUUUUUAUUAGAGAAUGUCCCAUGCAACAAUGCAAGCUGCAGGAGCGUACAUCGUAUGUUUAAAGUCUACUGGGAACUCUCUGAUCUAAAUCAAAUCAAAGAUGCUGUGGUGGCAACCUUCUUUGACAUUUAUGAAGAUGGAAUCUUGGAUAUCAUUGUACUAAGCAAGGGCUAUUUCAACAGUGAAUUUGCCAUCCACACAUUAAAGAAUAACUUUGAAGCAGAUGCUUAUUUUGUUAAAGUUAUUGUUCUUAGUGGCCUCUGUUCUAACGAUUGUCCUAGUAAAAUAACACCCUUUGGUGUGAAUCAGCCUGGACCUUAUAUCAUGUACACAACCGUAGAUGCAAAUGGGUAUCUGAAAAAUGGUUCAGCUGGACAACUUAGCCAGUCAGCUCAUUUCGCUCUCCAGUUGCCUUACAAUGUGCUAGGUUUGGGACGCAGUGCUAAUUUCCUUGAUCACUUAUAUGUUGGCAUUCCUCGUCCUUUAGGAGAAAAGUCCGUAAGAAAACAGGAAUGGACAGCUAUCAUCCCGAACUCCCAACUUAUAGUCAUUCCAUAUCCACACAACGUUCCUCGAAGCUGGAGUGCCAAGCUGUACCUGACCCCAAGUAACAUUGUGCUGCUCACAGCUAUAGCCCUAAUUGGUGUCUGCGUUUUUAUCUUAGCAAUAAUUGGCAUAUUGCACUGGCAAGAAAAGAAAGCAGAUGACAGAGAGAAACGACAAGAAGCCCAUCGGUUCCAUUUUGAUGCUAUGUAACAUGCCUUAAGAUCUAUGAAGAAGCUGCUAUUUAUUUGCUUAAUCAAAAUACGAAAUUCCAAUUUGUAAAGGAGAUCGGGGGAGGUGGGGUAUUGUUAGUGUGUUGUUUGUAAAUGUUGCAUUCUUUGGUAUUUAUUUGAAAAUCACUAAAAUCAUACCUGAAUGUCUCAAUACGAGCUUUCAGUAAACAGUUUGUAUAUACUGGCAGUUAUUGGCCUUUAUUUAACAACGCUGUCAAUUUAUUUUUCUUAGUAAGGGAUCAUAUUGCAUGUGUUCCAAUGUUUACAUACUGCCACUUCUUCCAGUACAACAUUUGAUGGAAAAGAAGUCACAUGUAAAUAAAGUUAGUAUUUCAGUGAGAAGAAUCCUUUAGUGCCAGUUGAAUUGGUCUUGUCAUUUAUACAUUUCUGCAAUAUAAAUUAUAUUUCUGUAAAUGAACCUAAUGCAGAUUUUCAUAUGAGACAUUUUACAUCAAUUACUAUAACUGUACUCUUGGGGUGUUUGAUCUAAAGUGUCUAGAUCUUUUUUUCCUUUGUUUUAGUACUUACAUGCAAUAGAGAAUUUAUUUACUGAAUGACUAAAAUAAAUCUACAAAGCUAAUAGCCAAAUAACCAAUCAUUGGACAUCUGUACUGUUGAUGUAUAUUAGUUCUAGGCAUGAAGCAUUCAAAUUUAAAAAAAUAAAUAAAAUCUAAGUUUAUACUGAAAUUAAUCAUCAUAAUCCAAAAUAUGUAAAAAUUAUGCCUUCCAAGAAUGGAUGGGAUCAGAAGAAUUUCGCUUGAGUAUUGAUUGAUGCAUAUCAAUGUGACUAUACUUAAAUUUAAUUAUGAAAACAAAUGGCCAUCAAAAUUAUGAAUGGAAUUUGAUUUUCUUGGGGAGAAGCUUAAAGAAAAACCUGUAAGGGAGACUGGGGUUGAUUCCUAUGUUUGGCCUGCUUGUUUCCAUCCCAAAGGCCAUUGAUGAUUAAGGGCUGAGGUAUUCUAUGGUUCAUAUAAAGUCCUUGAUGUAAACUUCUUACAUGAGAGCAUGUUAUGCUACUGUUCCCACAGUCUGUCGGAAGAGAGUGAUGAUUAUGUCUGAAGAGAAGCUCAGUUCUGUAUAUUCAAAAUGUCAAUAGCUUUCCAUCAUUCAGAUUACACUGCAGCAAUGGUAAUACAUAUUCCCUAAGAACCAUCAUGCUUUUGUUUUAUGUAAUAGAGUUUUCCUUUGUUCUUAAAAGGGUUUGCAUUUACAUGAUUCUGUGUAUUUAAAUCUGUUAAUGUGCAUUCAUAAUAAAUGUUUAUUAAAUCAA